AUGAAUUGGAGCUCCGACUCGAGCGCUAGGAAAGAAAUGUCCUUUCAUUUCUUACCGGCGAUAACAGCAGAGCCCAAUAGUCGCCGCGAGGUUGAGCUGCGACAAUCAAGUGCCAGGUCACAUCUCGCCAAAUCCAUGCAUCGCCGUAAACAAGCCAGCAAGAAACUACCACCAGACCAAGCCGACAUCGAAUUACACAGGGCCAGUGAGGGUAUGGCGAUUGUGGAGGGGAGAACCAAGAGAAAUGAUAGACACCUUCUGCUUACCUCUGGACAACUCAGCAUGUGCGUUAUCCCCGACAGGAUAGUGGAUCCGCACACCAAGAUGCUGCUUCACUACUGCACGCAAUCUUUCUGGCCAGGAUUCGAGAUUGGGUCAGCUGCGUUCCACAUUCCACCCUUCGCUCUCGAUUACAACACUCUUGUUGCUCAAGGUCCAGCAUUAGUGCAUGCUUGUCUGUGGCAAGCUGCUGUGAACCUCGCUUUCAAGAGAAACUCGCGUGUUACCGAUAAGCAAAGCUUACUGCACUACAACCAAGCCAUAGUGCAUAUCUCGAAAGACAUCACGAAACCUGUUGCGGAGAUCCCUGAGCAGACUCUUUAUGCUAUCCUCAGUCUGUGUGGUCCUGAGAUGUCACCAGACGAUGGAAAUGGCAUCACCAAAAAGGCGUUUGAUCCACCGUUAGCGGAGCUGUCUUGGAUCCACGUCUUUGUCAGCAGACUUCUCAUCGAUUCGCACGCAAAGGCCUUGAUGAAUCUGGUAGAUUUGAAAGGUGGUAUUCAUAAUGUCAAGUACGCUGGUUUCCAAGCUUCCUUCAACUACAUGGACCUUGUACGCGCCACGCAGAAGCUUGUCAAACCUCAGCUUCCGGUUUCUCAACUCUACGGUCGUGUCAAGGAGACCCAUGAUAGAACCAAGUUCUUUGGUUACGCUUCCGAUUUUGUCGAACAUUCUCCAUUUGGGGAAUCUUCUGCUACACUUAACAGACUUAUUGUGAUCGGUUUAGAAGAAGAUGUCAGAGAAGUAAUAUGUGACAUGCGAGUUUGGGUCAAGGUCAUAGAGGCAUACCAUCACAACGCCUUGACAAACCCUGAUCUCUCACUUCUAGCUGCUCACAGGGAUCUCAUCCAACAGCGUCUUCUUGCAACUCUCCCAGACGGGUAUGAUGGCAAGAAGCCCGUGCAAAGAGACGCGUCUAGGUCACCAGAAACUACCGCAGACCACUGGAUCAACGAGAUCCUUCAGACAGCUCUUCUGAUAUUCUCAUUGGGAGUUACUUGUCCUAUCUCCUACGCGCCUCCUUAUCAUUAUGCUGCACAGAGGUUACAGGCACAGCUCAUCCUGUAUAAGGAGCGAGCGGUAUAUCUAGGGUUAUCUGACCUGUUGAUCUGGCUUGGGAUGUUGGGAAUACUUUGUACGGAACAAGUUGGGUCUGGGCUUCGAGAGUGGUUCGUUGGAUUCCUUGAUAGGGUAGAGCAGAAGCGCAGAGUCGCUGAGGGCGCGAGGGAUUGGGAUGAGGUCAGGAAAGAAUCACUUGAGCCUAUUCUGUGGUCUUACGUCGCCUGCGAUACUGCAGCGGAAAGGGCGUGGCGUGAUGUCCGAGGAGUCGUGGACGAGACCUCUUGGACUUGGGGCAGGACAACAUGGUCAACGAUGCUGGGGACUAUAUGUGGAUAA
Molecule: messenger RNA, 1677 nt
Organism: Fusarium subglutinans
Lineage: Eukaryota; Fungi; Ascomycota; Sordariomycetes; Hypocreales; Nectriaceae
Exons: 1
Coding region: 1-1677 (558 amino acids)
Source: RefSeq, a predicted model, not a curated record